Molecule: messenger RNA, 5900 nt
Organism: Rana temporaria (common frog)
Lineage: Eukaryota; Metazoa; Chordata; Amphibia; Anura; Ranidae
Gene: ZNF423
Product: zinc finger protein 423
Exons: 8
Coding region: 1410-5270 (1286 amino acids)
Biological process (GO): regulation of transcription by RNA polymerase II
Cellular component (GO): chromosome
Molecular function (GO): chromatin insulator sequence binding
Source: RefSeq, a predicted model, not a curated record
UGCUGUUGUCUCUGACUGUCUGAUUGAGCCCAGGCUGUGCGGGGGCUCCCUGCGGGAUCAGAGCGCUCCCCCGCCGGGACUCCACUCCUCACAUCCCCCUGCUGGGACUCCGCUCCAUCCCCAGCCCAGCCUGGCUUUAUUAUGUGUGUCUGCAGUGCAGCCCCAGCAGCAGCAGCGAGAGCAGGAGGGGAGAGAGCCGGGACAAAGAGCAGCCAGCCGGACGUGCGGCAUGAGAUAGGGGAGCGGGGAGGCUGCGGCGGGCUUACCGCGGCGCAUGGGGGAAGCUAGCGGUACCGAAGAAGCGAUCAUCGGACACUGAGCGUUCCAUCUCCCCCCUACCGACCGGGGAUACAUAGAUCUACACCGGGCACAUAGGACGAGGAGAGCAUCCUUCCACACACACCGGAGCGUAGUACACAUUACUUUGCUGUUAGCCGGGUACACCAGCAGUAUUAAUCCGAGGGGCCCCACCACAGUAUUAUGCCAAGUAUUACCUACAGCAUCCCGAAUUAAAGGCGCAUCCUUUGUGCCAUAGUGAUCGGCAUUAAAGUCAUCACCAGACCACCGCUUAUAGGACCUCGAUCACCGGUUAUAGUACCCUGAUCACCGGGUAGAGCACCCAGAUCACCGGUACCGCCGCUUAUAGUACCCAGAUCACCGGUACCGCCGCUUAUAGUACCCAGAUCACCGGUUAUAGGACCCUGAUCACCGGUUAGACCACCCAGAUCACCGUUACCGCAGCUUACAGAACCCUGAUCACUAGUCCGCCGGUUUACCAGUACCGCCGAACAAUAGUGCCCCCGGUUAUAGGACCCUUAUUACCAGUACCACCGGGCUUGGCAUCCCGAUCAGCAGUGCCCCCGGUUUCAGCACCCAGAUCACUAGUGCCACCGGACUUAACACCCCCACACACAUUUUUUUGGGGCACACCGAUCGCCAGUACCUGCUGGUUUCAGCACCCCGAUCACCAGUUCCCUCUCGUUUUUAGCUCUCCGAUCGCUUGUCCCACCGGUCACCAGCCCCCCAGUCUUAGCACACCGAUCCCCAGCCCCCCCCCCCCCCUCCGGUAGAGAUCGGGGCUCAGACAUAAGGCAGGCACUAGUCAGUAAAUGGACUAAUUGAAUUAGCACCCCUCCCCCAGGCUCCGGCAUUUAUCCUAAUUUUUUCCUGCAGCGCUGGUGUGACUACCCCUAGGGCUUGGGGUGGGGGGGCACCGGUGCUCCUCCCUCCUCUUCCAUCCCCCCUCUGCACCCAAGGGAGUCCCAAUCCCACACAAUAGGAACUUUAGCACAAUAAGUCAAAGGAAGGGGGAAGAGUUUUUAGCAGGAGGGAUCCGGCCGCAGGGAUCAGCCAGGGGAGCCGAUCACAGACUUGAUCCGAAGUGGGGAGAGCGGUGAGAGAUCGGGGACAUGUCCAGGAGGAAGCAGGCCAAGCCACGAUCGGUGAAAGUGGAGGAUUCCGAUGACUUCAGUUUGAAUUGGGAUGCCUCACUAAACCAAACAGGUGGUCCUGAAACAGAGGCAGAGCGAGAGGGACGAGGUUUGGAAGAUGGUAACAGCGUGACCAGCCAGGAAGAGAGGCUUGAGGAAGAGGAGCUUGAGGACGAGUCAAUUUACACCUGCAAUAACUGCCAGCAGGAUUUCGAUUCCUUGGCCGAGCUGACGGAGCAUCGGACCCAGCACUGCCUCGGAGAUGGUGAUGACGACCCACAAUUCUCCUGGGUGGCUUCAUCUCCCUCCAGCAAAGACGUUGCAUCACCCACUCAGAUGCUAGGAGAUGGGUGUGAUCUCGGCAUAGGAGAAGAGGAAGGGGGAUCUGGGUUGCCGUAUCCCUGCCAGUUCUGUGAAAAGUCUUUUAGUCGUCUCAGCUACCUGAAAAGGCACGAGCAGAUCCACAGUGACAAACUUCCAUUCAAAUGCACAUACUGCAGCCGACUGUUUAAGCACAAGAGGAGUAGGGAUCGCCACAUUAAACUCCACACUGGGGACAAAAAGUAUCAUUGCCACGAAUGUGAGGCUGCAUUUUCUCGUAGUGAUCAUCUUAAAAUUCAUCUAAAAACACACAGUUCUAGCAAGCCUUUUAAAUGUACAGUGUGUAAGCGUGGAUUUUCUUCCACUAGCUCUCUGCAGAGUCACAUGCAAGCUCAUAAGAAAAACAAGGAGCAUUUGGCUAAAUCAGACAAGGACAUGAAGAAAGACGACUACAUGUGUGAUUAUUGUGAGGAGACAUUCAGCCAGACCGAGGAGCUGGAGAAGCAUGUGAUGAAGCGACAUCCCCAGCUUUCAGAGAAAGCAGACCUGCAGUGUAUCCAUUGCCCUGAAGUAUUUUCGGAUGAAUCUUCUCUGCUGAACCACAUUGACCAAGUCCAUGCCAACAAGAAGCACAAGUGUCCAAUGUGCCCAGAGCAGUUUUCUUCGGUGGAAGAUGUAUACUGCCACCUUGAUAGUCAUAGACAGCCUGAUUCAAGCAAUCAUAGCAUUAGUCCAGAUCCAGUCUUGGGAAGUGUGGCUUCGAUGAGUAGUGCCACACCAGACUCCAGUGCAUCAAUUGAACGUAGUUCAACUCCUGACUCAACGCUUAAGCCACUUAGAGCACAUAAGAAAACCUUAUUAGAAAGAGAGGAGAGCCAGAGUUGGUCCAAGGUUAGUUACAGCUGCCCUUACUGUACAAAAAGAGAUUUCAACAGUUUGGCUGUCUUGGAGAUCCACUUAAAAACUAUUCAUGUGGACAAACCCCAACAAAGCCACACCUGUCAAAUCUGUUUGGAUUCUUUGCCCACCCUGUAUAACCUUAAUGAGCAUGUUAGAAAGGUUCACAAAAACCAUGCCUACCCUAUGGUACAGUUUAGCAACAUAACUGCCUUUCAUUGCAACUAUUGUCCUGAAAUGUUUGCUGACAUUAACAGCCUUCAAGAACACAUUCGCAUCACUCACUGUGGACCCAACACUACUCCUCAAGAAGGCAACAAUGCUUUCUUCUGUAACCAGUGUUCUAUGGGAUUUCUUACUGAGUCCUCACUGACUGAUCAUAUUCAGCAAACCCAUUGCAAUGUUGGAAGCUCAAAGCUUGAAUCUCCUGUUAUUCAGCCAAGUCAGUCAUUCAUGGAAGUGUAUUCGUGCCCGUAUUGCACAAACUCUCCCAUAUUUGGUUCUGUAUUGAAGCUCACAAAGCAUAUAAAAGAAAACCACAAGAACAUUCCGUUGGCAAACAAUAAGAAAUCAAAAUCCGAGCAGAGUCCGGUUUCUUCAGAUGUUGAAGUUUCUUCCCCAAAGAGGCAGCGGCUGUGUCCUAGCCUAAACUCUGUGUCAAAUGGAGAGUAUCCUUGUAAUCAGUGUGACUUAAAGUUUUCCAAUUUCGAAACCUUUCAAACACAUUUGAAAUCACAUUUGGAGCUUCUUUUAAGAAAACAGUCCUGCCCUCAAUGCAAGGAGGACUUUGACUCCCAAGAGUCUCUCCUACAGCACCUCACAGUACACUACAUGACAACCUCCACACAUUACGUGUGCGAGAGCUGUGACAAGCAGUUCUCAUCUGUAGAUGAUCUGCAAAAGCACUUGCUGGACAUGCAUACUUUUGUGUUAUAUCACUGCACUCUUUGCCAAGAAGUCUUUGAUUCUAAGGUUUCCAUCCAAGUGCAUUUGGCAGUAAAGCAUAGUAAUGAGAAGAAAAUGUAUCGCUGUACAGCAUGUAACUGGGACUUCAGAAAAGAGGUGGACCUUCAGCUUCAUGUCAAGCACAGCCAUUUGGGCAACCCAGCAAAGUCACAUAAGUGUAUCUUCUGUGGUGAAACCUUCAGUACGGAAGUAGAGCUUCAGUGUCAUAUCACUACUCACAGUAAGAAAUACAAUUGCAAAUUUUGCAGCAAAGCAUUCCAUGCAAUCAUUCUCCUUGAAAAGCACCUGCGAGAGAAGCACUGUGUAUUUGACACUAGCGGCCAAAAUGGUACCGCUAAUGGUAUGGUACCAGCAGGCAAGAAGUCAGAGACUGCUGAGGUCCCAAGUGUGUUAAUGAAGAACCCAGAAAUUGCAAACAGCCACGAGGCCAGUGAAGAGGAUAUUGAUGCUUCUGAGCCAAUGUAUGGCUGUGAUAUCUGUGGAGCAGCUUACACAAUGGAAGGUCUCCUACAGAACCAUCGAUUAAGAGAUCAUAAUAUCAGACCAGGAGAAGAUGAAUGUUCUAGGAAGAAAGCAGAAUUUAUCAAAGGCAGCCACAAGUGUAAUAUUUGCGCAAGAACGUUUUUUUCGGAAAAUGGACUUAGAGAACACAUGCAGACACACAGGGGUCCUGCAAAACACUACAUGUGCCCUAUCUGUGGGGAACGGUUCCCAUCUUUGCUAACACUAACUGAACACAAAGUUACUCAUAGCAAAAGUUUAGAUACAGGAACAUGCAGAAUCUGUAAACUGCCCCUUCAAAGUGAAGAAGAAUUUAUUGAACAUUGCCAGAUGCACCCAGACCUUCGGAAUUCCCUGACUGGUUUCCGUUGUGUUGUCUGUAUGCAGACUGUCACAUCCACUCUGGAACUUAAAAUUCAUGGAACAUUCCAUAUGCAAAAGUUGGCAGGAAACUCUGCUGCCUCCUCUCCUAAUGGACAAGUACUACAGAAGAUUUACAAAUGUGCCCUAUGCUUGAAAGAAUUCAGAAACAAGCAGGAUCUGGUAAAGUUAGAUGUUAAUGGCUUACCGUAUGGUCUAUGUGCUGGAUGCUUAAGCAGAACCACUAAUGGACAACCCUCCAACCAACCCCCACAAGAAGUCUGUGAGAGGCUGUGUCUGAGAUGCCCAGAGUGCAGUGUCAAGUUUGAGAGUGCUGAAGAUCUGGAAAGUCAUAUCCAGAUUGAUCACAGAGACUUGACACAUGAUGUUAAUGGUCAGAGAAAAGUAGCCCAAACUUCUCCACUCCCAAGAAAGAAGACUUAUCAAUGCAUCAAGUGCCAGAUGACCUUUGAGAAUGAAAGAGAAAUUCAGAUUCACGUUGCCAACCACAUGAUAGAGGAAGGAAUCAAUCACGAGUGCAAGCUGUGCAACCAGAUGUUUGACUCUCCGGCAAAGCUUCUGUGUCACCUGAUUGAACACAGCUUUGAAGGAAUGGGAGGAACAUUCAAAUGCCCUGUUUGUUUUACAGUUUUUGUACAGGCAAAUAAGCUACAGCAGCAUAUAUUUGCAGUUCAUGGGCAAGAGGAUAAAAUCUACGAUUGUUCCCAAUGCCCGCAGAAGUUCUUCUUUCAGACAGAGCUUCAGAACCACACGUUGAGCCAGCACACACAGUGAGCCGGUGGCACUACAGGACUCCUCUCCGCAGAAGACUUGACGGAGGCACAGUGGGAUAAACCAUUUGAACAUUACAUCCAAUCAAAGUGUCAUUUGCAACCCAGAUGUAAAACUCUAAUGAUUUGGCCAUGAGGCGCUGCUAUUAUAAGCAGCUGGAAAUGAAUAUUAAUGGGAGAGAUUAAAAGUAUUUCAUGCUCAGUAUUUUAUUGUCCUGCUUCUUACUAGUGUUCUUUAGAGCUUCUGACUGAAUUUAUAGUGUUAGAAUAAUCAGUUCCAAUGAUGUUGUCUUUUGUUGCUUAUUGUAUUAUAUUGAUAGUUCAGAGCUUGAAGUGUUAUUUUUUAAUUUUUUUUCAUUUUGCAUUAUUUACUGGCUAUAUUUUUUUCUUGUGUGUUUUUUGUGAUGUGAUGGAUUGACAGCUGUCUACUCCAUUUUAUUCUUUUUUUUGUUUUGUUCUUUUUGUUUUUUUACUUAAAUAAGAGAACUAAUGCUUUUGAUUGGAUUUGUCAGUUCACAGAGGAAAGUUUAAUGAAUAUAGUCAGCAACUGGACGGUCUACUUUUUAAAUGUGACUUUAUCUGAUUUGCAAUGACUAAAGUACAGUUCAAUAAAGGAGAUUAUGUUUAAAACAAA